Vittaforma corneae ATCC 50505 is the source of this 417-nucleotide messenger RNA. RefSeq lists its product as uncharacterized. Bases 1 to 417 code for a protein of 138 amino acids. Lineage: Eukaryota; Fungi; Microsporidia; Nosematidae. The transcript has a single exon. Gene Ontology annotation, molecular function: calcium ion binding. The record is from RefSeq and is a predicted model, not a curated record.
AUGGAAAGGCUAAGAGGUGAUUUUGAAAAGAUCUUUGCUCUGUUUUGCGACGAAUCUAACCUAAUGCCACAGAUAAACAUUGUGAAGGCGCUUAGGAGUGCUGGAUAUGUCGUGGAAGAUAGCUUUGGAGAUUGCUGCACCAAAAGCCACAUUCCUCUCGAAGAAUUUGUUGAUUUUAUAUACAAGGCCCAAGUACAUGGAUUGAGUAAAGAAAAGAUCGAGGAGGCCUUUAGGUUUUAUGACCCUGACGAGACAGGAUACAUCAAAGCAUCAGAAUUUAAAAGAAUACUCUCUACAGGGCCUAAUGGGCUUUCAGAGUCUGAUGUCAGCAUUGUCUUGGAGACGUUUCCACCAAAUGACCAAGGAAUGAUUUGCUAUACUCUUCCGAUAAGUUAUGUGUUCGAGGAUAUAAAGUAA